Austrofundulus limnaeus is the source of this 5471-nucleotide messenger RNA. It is a transcript of the gene lrrc9, whose product is annotated as leucine rich repeat containing 9. Lineage: Eukaryota; Metazoa; Chordata; Actinopteri; Cyprinodontiformes; Rivulidae. The record is from RefSeq and is a predicted model, not a curated record. Gene Ontology annotation, molecular function: protein binding.
GAACUAAACCUCGCUGACAACAUUAUUGAAAAGAUUGGGAACAACCUUGACUUUAAUGUCAACCUUGAGAUUCUCAGUCUCUCUGGGAACAAGAUCAGCUCCUUUAAGGACCUCACGCUGCUUGCCCACUUGCCCAGUCUGAGAGAGUUAGYGCUGCAGGACCACACGUCCACCCCAAACCCGGUUUGUCUGCUGUCCAAUUAUGCCACACACGUUCUGUACCACGCCCCAGGCCUCCAGCGUCUCGACAGCUACGAUGUGUCCGACAAGCAAGCCAAGGAUGCAGCAGAGUCUGCAGUAAUGAAGAAAAUAAUGUACUACAACAUGCGUGUACGCACUGCUCAGAGGAACCUGGCAGAGACUCAGAUAAGAUUGUUAGAAAAGAAAAAAACUCUAAUGCAGUUACCUGAAGAACGCAUCAAGACUCUCAGUCGCACCCUCAAAAACCUUGAACGAGAGCUGCCCGUGUCUGGUUGUGUGUUGACGGCUGGAUCAGGAGGAAAAUAUUUCCCUGAGGAUGGUUCAACUGAAGAAAGUGACUCAACCACCGACAGUCGUGAUGCUGCCGUGGAGCACAAAAUUCUUCUUAAGGUUGAAUCACUGAGGGAAAGAUUGACCGUCUGGGCAAGAAAGAUGGAUGACAUUGAAGCCUGGUUUGAGCGAGAACUGAUUCAAGCCACGACUCAGAUGGAGUAUAUGGUGCAGUUUUUAUUGAUGGAGCUGGAAAGCGUUGGAAACAUUAAAUUAGAGGAGGGCUACUCCACAGAUACUUGGUUUACUUCUUGUUGCAACCUCCUGCUCUCCCGCUUUUCUCCAUCAGACUUCAGUAGUUUUAACGUCACAGACAUAAAGAUUAAUAAAGUCUUCCGCAUCAACAACAGCGCUUUGAGGCUUCGUUUUGAGGACAAACUUCAGAGUCAUCUUAAAAGCAAAAAAUCCGCUUCAGUUUCACCACAUUGGCUGGAUUACUUGUUCUACAUUGCUGACCCUGAAAAAUGUGAGAAAGAGGGGACUUUGUGUGUUUUAGAGGAAGGCUUUAAAACAACACAGCAACAAAAGACUUUGCAAAGGGAAGAUGCUAUACCUUUAUCCAACUACAUAAACUUAACUGAACAGCCUAGAAUUGAACACAAGCUGCAUCAGGCCGAUGAGUGCAAUCCCAAACAAAGUAAAGACACAGUCCCUUUCAGGCAUGGUCAUGUAAUUGUGUGCAAAGUGUUUGUGGGCAACUGUAUGCCCGUCUGUGAUGAACAGCUGGACAGAACMAGCCACCUCAAUAUCUGCUCUGUGUAUCGUAAUGUGGACGCCAAGCUCAGCUCUGCAACAAAUGACGAGAGACCCAGCGUAGCUACAACGCACACAGAUCCUGAGUGUGUUCACCAACAAAGGCAGUGGUUUGUGUUUGACCAUGAGCUUGUCCUCCCAGAGUACAUUGUGUUUUUUGAAUACAUCACUGCGGAUGACCACUUGAGUCAUUUUGUAGGCAAAGACAAAAGUUUGUCUAAAGAUAUUUUCCGAGACGAAGCCACCCUCAYCAUGGAACCUGUCCUGAAGCCGCGGGUCAGAUUGUUGGGAUUGGAUCAUAAAGUUUUGCUAAGUGUGUCGCGAGCUAACACCCUCAGUCAGAUCACUGUGCUCAACCUUCAUGACAACAGUCUGAGUAAAAUUAAAGAGCUUUCCAGCCUCACAGCACUGAGACAUCUCACAAUCAGCUUCAACAAGUUCACAAGCCUUGAUGACAUUUCCCACAUGCCCAACCUUGAGUUUUUAGAUGCUAGUUUUAACCAAAUAAGGACUCUGGAAGGGCUGCGGGGGUUGAAAAAUCUCAAACAGUUCGAUGUGAGCUGGAAUAAUCUGACCAACGCUAGAGAGGAAACAGCUGUGCUGAGGAAACACACACCUGUUUUACUGAAACUGGACACCAGAUAUAACCCCUGGAACAAGCCAGAAACGGUCAGAUUAACCAUACUAGGCCGCCUCACGGCCCUCACACACCUGGAUGGUGUGCUGGUAACAGAAGAGGAGGCUGCUGAAGCUGCUCUGAUGGUGACUGCAUCCAGGAUUAACCAGGCGAUGCUGUUGGCACACUCUCGUGUCAACAGUGACCGUCCCCGCAGUCUCAGUUUACUGUCCACAGCCCAGGUCCUCUCUCAUUUGAGUUCAUCACCCUGGGGACCUGGUAAAGAACUGGAGCCUGACUGGACCUCAAAGAUCACCUCCUUGAAUUUUGACAAUCAAAGACUUUCCGGGAUUUUUAAUCUGAAUGAGCUGGUUAAUCUGCGCUGGGCAUCUUUUAAUGAUAAUGACAUCUCUAAACUGGAGGGUCUUGAUAGUUGCAUCAAGUUGGAGGAACUUUCAGUAAACAACAACAGCCUCAGCUCAUUCAAAGGCCUGUCAAGACUGCAUCGCCUGAUUAAACUGAGCAUGGAUGGAAAUCAACUUUCCAGUCUGGAUGCCUCAGUUUUGGACAAUCUUCACAAACUGACCUUUCUGUCUGUAACAAACAACUGCAUCACAUCCCUGCAUGGCAUCUGGAAAGUUCGGUCUCUCCUUGAACUCUACAUCGGAGGCAACCAGAUUUCUUCAUCAAGAGACAUCUACUUUCUUAAAGGUUUAGAAAAUCUCAUCAUUCUGGAUCUGUAUGGGAAUCCUUUAGUGACAAAACUGGAAAAUUAUCGAAUAUAUGUCGUGUUUCAACUACCUUCCCUCAAAGCUCUGGAUGGAACUGCAGUGGAUCAAAAUGAAAGUGUGAGUGCAAACAGUAUGUUUAGAGGAAGACUCAMCGCUGAUGCAGUAGCACAGAAUCUUGGCCACUCAAAUUAUGCAGACAUCACAAGUUUAUCUCUGCAGUCUUGCUCUCUUAGGAUCGUGGAUCUGUCUCCAGCAGACCAGUUUUGCAAUCUGCUCUGCGUCAACCUAGAAAACAACAAUCUGACCUCCUUCUCUGGCCUUAUCCACCUGCCAAACAUCAAAACUCUGUGUUUAAACCACAACCACAUUGAGUCCAUUCUGCCCAGGCACAAAACUCAGGCUCACCUGACAAACAGACAGAUACUUCACAACAAAGUCCACUCCAGUGGCUAUGGCCAGCAGAGCUCAUACAGGGAUACUGGGCCCACCGUCAGCCUGGAGCCACUGAUGGGAAGCCUGGAAGUGCUUCAUUUGAGUCACAAUGGCAUCUCCAACAUGGCCAAUCUGCAGCUCAGCAGGCUCACCAAUCUUAAAGCACUCUUCCUCCAAGGCAAUGAGAUCCGGCAUGUGGAGGGCUUGGAAGGUCUUCACCAGCUCAGAGAACUCGUUUUAGACAAAAACAGGAUCAAAACUUUGGCUAAAAACACCUUUACAGCCCAGAGUGUUCUACUAGAACUGCACCUUGCAGAGAACCGAAUCCAGGAGUUAAAUCAUCUUGAUCCUCUGGCUGAUCUCCGCAAGCUCUUUCUCGACUCAAACAAGCUGCAGGACAUCGCAGAGCUCAACAAAUUAGAAGUUCUUCCCUCGCUGGUGGAGCUUUCUGUGCUCGGCAAUCCAGUUGCUCUACAUUCUCUCCACAGACCAUACAUAGUGCUACGGCUAAAUCAGUUGCAGAUCUUGGAUGGAGCGGUAGUCACUUUGGAGGAACGAACCAGGGCUGAGCUCCUCGAGGAAGAGUUAUUUCUGGAAAGCUAUCAGCACCCUGGAUCAUCUCUCUCUACCACUGAAAUUAACUUGCCUGGACUGAUAAGAGGAAUACGUUUAUAUGGAGGAUUACCAAAUUGGAUGCAUGAUACCCAGACAGUAAACGCAGAUGAGAAGCAAUACACAGACAAAUACAAGAUGCAUAAGAACAGUAAUAUUUCUCAAAUCAGUCAACCAAUCAUUAACUUCAGACCAAGCCGAAACACAGGAAUCAACCUGCCAACAAUGGGAGCUCCAUCUAAUGAGAACAGAAAUGCCAAUGCCUUUUCCAAAAAGGAGCAAGAUUGCAGAUUCCCAUAUGGUGGCAAACCUCCACCCAUGUAGCAGUGGGAGGAGAUGGAGCAGGGUGAGAUCAGAACCACAGGUAGUAAUUCAUCAGUUGGAAGGGGACGUGUGUACUUCAGUUUUGUAUCCCCUGCCCUCGCUCAAAGUCCAAGGCCACAGCCAGCUCCACGCAGGAAAAAUAAAAAGCUCUCCUCAAACAAGCUUCUCUAAUGCAUGUACUUAACUUCACUUAAUUUGUUUUAAUUCCCAGCAUUAACGGGGCUAAUGACUUCGCAAGUGAGUGCACUGCCAUUACCUUUCUCUGCCUGACAUCAAAUGGCAGCUGAUGGACUCAGGACACAGAUUUGGGGGCUCAGUGUGAGUGCUCUAAUGCAUUAGGUAUUGCAGGGGAUAAUUACACAUUCCAUAUUUGUGUACAGUAUGUGCGCCAUGGAUGUUAUAAAUAUAACUACUUCUAAUUCUGUUGUGGGAGAUGUAAGCUUAUAGUGAACAUACCACUAUGUUGCAUGUCUGCUUAUCUGUCAGUAUUUCUUACAUUAAAAAUGACAUUAGCAUAAAAAAAUGUGAAUAAUUCAUCACCUUUGAGUGAACCAAGAUGCACUGCUCUCUGUGUCUUCCUCCCUCUCCUUUUUCCGCCACGUGAGUGAACCACAUGGCUCGUAGCUGGUUUAAUGGGAUGGAAUGUGACAGGUUAUGUUUUCAUCGGCCUGAUAUGGAGCGUGGCUCGGGCAGCAGGGACCGAAAGGGAGAAGACGAGACAGCGUGAGGGGGAAGCGAGUCAGUCUCUACACUUGUAAUCUAGAUUUAUAAUUAGAGAUGUUUGUGGCUGUUGCAAAUCAGUUAUAGAUGAUGCUCCUCUCCCCUGGUAGACUUCUCACAACACACACAUACUAAGAAACACAUGCGCUGUAUGGGGUCAUUACUGCUGGUCCAAUAACUCUCUGCAUUUGCUGUGUCUGUGCAUUCAGACUACCAUUAGUUCAAGACUCUGUGAGUAAUUGCUGAACAGAGCAUGUUUUCAUUGCUAUGUGCUCAGGUUCCAGUUUUAGGAGUGAAUAAGAGGUGUAACAACACUAAAUCUGGUGAUAAAGUUAACACUUAUUAUUGUGCAAUCCUUAUAGUGCUGCAUGUGCAAUGGGCAUCUUUAUUUUCUACUAUACAAGCACKUUGAUAGAGGCCACAAUGUCAUCAUCACUUGUAAAAGGAAUUGUUUGGCUGCUGCUGAUCCUCUGCAAGUCAUCAACAAAAUCUAAAUUGUUUUGUCUCUGAAAGCUACAUAUUAUGCCCUAAGUUUAUUCUCACAAAUACAUCCUGUUUUGCCAUAUUGCUUCUUUUGAAGUCUGUCAUUGAAUUAUUGCUGUCGCCUGUCAUUUUCCUGUAAUUUGUUUCCUGUGGAAUAAAGAGCGACUGGAGACGGACAAUUAGGAUGAAAAGGAAAAUGCUUGUAUUUUGUGUAGACAUUUUGGAUGAGAGCAAACCUCAUAGAAAAAUAAAAUCUAAACUACUUUUCA